UCCGAAGAUUUUUAAGACGCACCCCUCUGAACUUGCACUUAUAGUUUAGAACACGAUAUUAUUACUUUCGAGAAUCAAUUAUAUUACAAUACAUUUGGUGGUUAGGAUAAAGCAUUCAAUUGAUACAUAAACACAUAUGUAGCUUUCCACACUAUAGUAGUGGUGUUAAUAGGCAGUACGUUUCCAUCUGUGCCCUCUAUGGUAAAACAUUAGCUCAUGUUUUUUGUUGCCUGGAGACUUCAAACAGAGAAGUGAUCUGAGCUGAAGACAUCUUUAUCAUACUAACUUUAUCCUACAAUGGAAGGCAUUGGUGUAGACGUACAAGAAAGAAGAUGGGAUGAGCAGGAUGUGGUUCAUGAGAGAGACCGGCUGAAGAUGAGAGUGGCUGUGCUGGAGGAGAGCGUGAGGUCGUAUGAGGUUGAGUGUAAAGCCAGCAGAGAGACGGUGAUGAGACUGGUGUCAGAGCUGGGUUGUGAACGCAAGACUGCAGCCAGCACUGCAGAGUUGCUGGAGUCCCUCAGACUGGAGUUGAAGAGUGCCCUGGUGUCAAAGAGGAGUGCGGAUAUCCAGAAGCAGAGUCUGCUGGAGAGGCUGGAGGUUGGCAGCCGAGUCAUAGAGGCAGCUAAAUUGGAGGCAGCAUGCUUAGAAAAGCAGGUCCAGGAGCUUGAUGGGAGACACCGUGCAAGCCAAGGGGAGACCCGGGCAGCCCUGGGCCAACUGAACAAUCUACGGGACAAGUUUGUGGGUCUACUGCUGGGCCACACUGGAGAAGUCCUACAGACUGACAGAGAAAUACUGCUAAGUCUGGCUGACCUUUGCACCAGGGAGGGGAAUGCGAAAAUUACCAUAACGGAGCUUGAGAAGAGGCUGUCCGAUGCAUCAGAGUCAGUGGUCCUGGAGGCGGAGCUCUGCCGUGGGGCCCUGAAGAGGGCUGAGCUGGGCGAGCAGCAGGUUCAGGAGCUGAGGGAGAGCCUGCGGGGCUUGGAGGCAGAGCUUCUGGCAGCAGACGUCCACCGGGAUGGCCUGACUCACAGCAGGGAGCAUUAUGAGCAGUUCCUGGAACAGUUAUCGGAGAAGAUGAAGGUUGACAGCAUCGCUGCUGACCUGGGGUUCGACAUGAGGCUGCACCUGAUCCUGUCUCGGGCAGAGCAGCUGGUCAAACAGGAAGGGACAGCAUUGCUGGAGAGCAAGACCCUGACCCACGGUCUGCAGAGGAAGCUGAAGGCCCUGAAGGAACGUUUGCAGAGCAAGGAGCUCCACAUGGAGUUGCUGAGGAAGAAGCUGUAUGACCUGGAGCAGGAGAAGAACGGACGCUCGACCCUGGCGGUGCAGCGAGACGACGCCCAGCUGGAGGCCCGGAAGCUGCAGAAGAAGCUGGAGCGGCUGCGAGGGGAGCUGGGCUCUGCCAAGCUGUCCAAUACGGAGCUCAAGGCCCAGCUCUCCCACACCAAUGAGCUGAAGCUCCAAGUCCUGGAGCAGAGUCAGUCCCUGGGGGAGCAGAGUGGGAGGCUGGAGGAGCUGGAGAAGGGGAAGGCCGAGGUGGAGAGCUCUCUCACCAUGGUGAGGUCAGACCUCCAGAGCUGGGAGAUGACGGCCAGGGAGGACCAGCAGCACCUUGCCACUCUCCGACAGACCCUGGCCCAGCUCACCGAGAGGGAGAGAGAGUUGGCUGACUUUCGCAUGGUGGUCUCCAAGAUGGUGGGUCUGGACGUCACAUCUCUGACCCUCCCCGACUACGAGAUCAUCAAACACCUGGAGGGCUUAUUUAACACCCACCACCAACACCAUUCUCACCUCCACUACCCUCACUUCCACCUCCACCACCCCAGGCUGCCCUGGCCCUACCCUGCCCAGCAGCACCCUCACCAACCCUGGGUCCAGGGCAUUGCUGACAUCCCUGGGUCCAGGCCUGCCCUCUCUGCUGCAUCUCUGAGGCCAGCUGCUCCCCAGGCUCUCCCUCUGCAUGAAACCUAGUCCAGUAAACUGGAGCUAUGAGACUGCACUCUGGAUAGAAGUGCGAAUGAUUUAUCAAGCUUUCUACAUACCUGAAUUAACUUAGUAUUGAGUAUUAUAGUAUUAUAGUAUAACUUAGUAUUGUAUUAUAACAUCAUUAAUAUAUAAUUUAAUAUCAUAUGGGUUUGAUAAAUGUAGCUCCUUAAUAUGCUUCUGUUUCUUGUUUCAGUGUUUGAGAAGUUUUUCAAGGUCAACACCUAGCAAACUCUUUUCCAUGACUUAAA
Molecule: messenger RNA, 2237 nt
Organism: Hypomesus transpacificus
Lineage: Eukaryota; Metazoa; Chordata; Actinopteri; Osmeriformes; Osmeridae
Gene: ccdc170
Product: coiled-coil domain containing 170
Exons: 8
Coding region: 298-1974 (558 amino acids)
Source: RefSeq, a predicted model, not a curated record